This is a messenger RNA of Closterium sp. Yama58-4, 1920 nucleotides long. The record is from the annotation of a GenBank genome assembly. Lineage: Eukaryota; Viridiplantae; Streptophyta; Zygnematophyceae; Desmidiales; Closteriaceae.
AUGUUCCCCGCUUACAUGCACAGCCGCAGCCAAGCUCCCCCUUCUUACCCCCUCCCCUGGGACGACGUAUCACGGCCCGCCACGUGGCCCGCUCCAGCGAGCGCAGGUCCAAACGGCGUGGGCGGAAGGGGGAUUCGCGCGGCGGGGAGGGAGGGGGCGGAGACGGGGAGCGCCGGGAUGGGGGGAGGAAUGGGGGGAGGGAUGGGGGGAACGAUGGGGGGGGCGAUGGGGGGAGCGAUGGGGGGAGGCAUGGGGGCGAUGGCGGGGGCGAUGGGGAUGGAUGCGGGGGCGCGCGGAGGGGCGGACUACUCGAUGAGCGACCCCAUCUGGGCGGCCAUCCGCGCGGAAGCCAGGCUUGAGGCUGAGAGGGAGCCGAUUUUGAGCAGUUUUCUGUACGCGUCCAUCCUCGCGCAUUCCUGCUUUGAGCGAUCGUUGGGAUUCGUGCUCGCCAACCGCCUGCAGAACGUGACUCUGCUGGCGACGCAGCUGAUGGACGUGUUUGACUCCGUGCUCAUGCUGCCCAAUAUCAGAGCGGCUAUCAGGGCGGACGUGCAGGCUGUGCGGGACAGAGAUCCCUCCUGCCGCUCCUACUCCAACGCCCUGCUCUAUUACAAGGGUUAUCACGCUCUGCAGUCGUACCGCAUCGCCCACGCCUUGUGGAACCGAGGCCAGCGCAUCCUGGCACUCGCCCUGCAGUCGCGCAUCUCCGAGGUGUUUGCAGUGGACAUUCACCCAGCAGCGCGCAUUGGGAGAGGCAUUCUCAUGGACCAUGGCACGGGGGUGGUGAUUGGCGAGACGGCGAUCGUGGGGGAUAGGGUGUCGCUGCUGCAGGGCGUGACCCUAGGAGGCACGGGCAAAGAGGCGGGCGACAGGCAUCCUAAAGUCCAGGAGGACGUGCUGAUCGGAGCAGGGGCGACCGUGCUGGGCAAUAUCAGCAUCGGGCAGGGCUCCAUGAUCGCUGCUGGGUCACUGGUGCUCAAAGACGUUCCUCCCCACAGCAUGGUGGCAGGAACACCAGCCAAGGUGGUUGGGAUGCUCUCAGAACCCAAGCCUGCAUUGACCAUGCAACAUGAUGUCACGAGGCAGUACUGUGAAGAGCUAAUGGAUGAUACCAUUGUGCGACUUGGUGCCCCCUUCUCCCUAGCCGAAAUUGGGAAGGCAAUACUCUCUCUGUCCCGAGGAAAAGCCCCCGGCCCAGACGGCCUGCCCGGGGAGCUCUUUCGGCAGUUCGCCCCACGAUUCGCACCGGUCUUCCACUCCCUGCUCUCCCCUCCACAACCUCUCUUGCGCCUACCCCCGUCUAUGCUGACCGGACGCACUGUCCUCAUCCCCAAACGGGGCGAUUCCUCGCUCGUAGAAAAUCUUCGCCCCAUCACCCUCAUGAACGCGGACUACAAAGUACUCGCGCUGUGCCUUGCCAACCGCCUCCAGCUAGUUCUCCCCCAACUCAUCCAUCCAUCCCAAACCGCCUUCAUCAAACACCGGAAAAUCGGGGACACAAUCAACGAUACCCUAGAUAUCAUGGAUUGGGCAGCAUUCUCAUCUAGCCCUCUCCUCGCGCUUACGGUCGACUUCCGAAAAGCCUACGACCUAGUCGACCGACCCUUUCUCCUGCAAGCCUUAGCGGUCCUGGGAAUUCCAGCUCCCUUCAUACACUGGGUACGACUAAUGCACUCCGACACCACCACACGAAUCUCCGUCAACAACAUGCUAGGCCCCACCUUCCCUGUUCGCACGGGCGUCCGACAGGGUUGUCCUCUGGCACCUCUGCUUUUCGUGUGUGUCAUAGAGAUCUUCCACCGAUACAUGUCCCUCUUCCUCCCCGGCUUCGCGCUAUCUCCUGUCCAGCGCCGACUUAUGGUGUGCUACGCGGACGAUGUCACUCUUUUCCUCACCUCUGACACAUCGGUCUCGCAGUGA